Molecule: messenger RNA, 2809 nt
Organism: Silurus meridionalis
Lineage: Eukaryota; Metazoa; Chordata; Actinopteri; Siluriformes; Siluridae
Product: galactose-specific lectin nattectin-like
Exons: 9
Coding region: 43-648 (201 amino acids)
Molecular function (GO): signaling receptor activity
Source: RefSeq, a predicted model, not a curated record
UGAAACAUAGGAAUCGUAGCUGCAGUCAUCAUACUGAUCAUCAUGAAGGUUUGGAUUGUGUGUGUGCUGCUGUGUGCUACCUUUACACUGAGGACUGUUACAGCUGCAGCAAAUGAGACUGGAUCUGAGAAGGAACAGGUACUUCAAGUUCGCAAUUCGUUGGUAAAUUCCUCAGGAGAAACUACAGAAUUGGCUGUUGAAGAGUUGAUUAAUGAAGUUGAGGAUAAAGAGGAAGCUCCCGAAGUCAAUACUGCUGAAGUUAAAUCAGGCAUCUGUCCACAUGGAUGGGUCAAAUAUGGAUCACGCUGCUUUCGACUCAUUAGAACAAGUCUGUCCUGGAUUGGUGCUGAGGAACAGUGUGCAGCUGAACAGGCAAGACUGGCAUCUGUACAAAGUCUUGGGGAUCAUAAAUUCCUGCAGAGUUUGCUUGAUAUGGCUGGUCUGUCAAAGGCUUGGAUUGGUGCUUACAACUUCCAGGGAACAUGGCUGUGGGUUGACACAGCUCGCUUCUACUACAGUAACUGGUACUCACUGAGCAAUGUGGGCAGCUACCCAUGUGCUCUCAUGAACAGUAAUGUUGGCUGGUCCAAUACUUUCUGUGAAAUUGGAUACCCUUACAUCUGUUCUAUUGACCUAAAUAAAUGCUAAAGGCCAUAACUGAAUAAUUGUCCAUCAUUUUGAAGCUGAAAUUGCUAAAUAAAUUGUUUUCAGAACACUGUCGAUAUCAAUAAAAAAAUACAAAAACAAACAAAUGGUUGUGUUAUUAAAAUACUAAUAUUUUUUAACAGUAGUAUUAAUGACUUGUAUUUCCGAAGUGGAAUCAUUUUUAACCUAAAUUUACAAACAGUUUACUUAAAGCUCUUAGGAUGGAAAUAGGCACAGCUGGAAAUGUGCCUAUAAGUAGACACUGUUAGGAAUCUAACAGGGCUGAAAUGUAACUAAAACAGGCUAUUAAAAAAUUUAUUAACCAGGCAAUAAAUCAAAAACAAGUGACAUAUUAGUUCAAAAUCAUGUCAGUUUGAGUCACGUACUAGACAUAACCACCACCUGAUAACUGCUACUACUGGAUCAGCUUGAACGUUAGUAUGUUUGUGAAUGAAAAUAAACGAUCACAGAAUACAUAACUUCAUUCAUGACAGUAGUGCUGGCUGCUUUCUAAAAUAUGAAUAUUGAAUCUUGUUCAUACACUCAAUUGAAUGAAGGAAUAAACAAAUAAGAUUUCCAUUGCAAAACAUUGAGUGUCAUAAAGGUGGUGAUGAUUUUGAAACUAAAUUCAUUCAGAAAAAAAAUUUGGAUCUUUAUUUUAUUUAUUUAUUUGUUUGUUUGUUUGUUUGUUUAUUUAUUUAUUUAAUUGUUUAUCCAUAUAUGCUAGACAGCAGCCAGCACUACCAUCAGCAUCACACUUAAAAGUUAUAUGUUUUAAAAAGAAUGGUAAUCAACCUUCAGUACAGAUCCAGUCACUUGUAGAAGCAAUGCCCAAUCUGUUAGGGAGGCUCAAGGUGACUUAACACCUUACUUACAGACUUUCCCUUUCACUUGUGUGCAGUCUUGCAUUAUUGUUGUCAUUUUUAAUGUACAGUCAACAUUCAGUAUUUCUCCUAAUGUAGUUUUGUUCAUUAACAAUCAGCACAGUACACAGUCUGCAAUAAAAAUAUUCAUGAAUGAAGUUAUGUAUUCUAUAAGAGUUGCUGUGGACUAUUGUGAUGAACCCACAUUUACAUUUUAUUUCUCUAUUGUAUUGUUUUAUUUUGAUUUGAUUCUGUAUUUUAUUUUGUCAUAUGGUCAUCUAUUUGUCUGAUUAAGUACAUGGCAAUAACAUAAAGAUAAGUAAUAUACAGUGGUAAAGAUGUUAUCAAUGUUUAAUCCUCUUAUGCUUUGUUUGCAUGGAGAGCAGAGAAAAAAAAAACAUAGAAAAAGUUCAUGAGCAGGUCAACGAGUUCGGAUACGGUCAAAUGGCUAGUGAUCAUCUCGGCAUGCUUUGUGAUUGGUUCAUUCUUGAUCACACGCGAUAGAGCGUGAAUUUGCGGAGGAGAACUUUCUGGUAGCGCGACUUCGGUGGGAUUACGGACAAGGUUCGGAUGCACUUUGUUGUCGCGAGGGACAUGGUUGGACCAUAUGUCUUCUCACUUAUUGGAUCCCUUUCUUUGCACAGAUCUCGUGGACUUUCUCGGGAGUGGAUACCAUACUUUUUUGGAUGUUUUCCAGGAUUUUUCGCGCCGUCACCAUUUUGAAACAGUGACAGAGACACUACGUGCAUGCAUGUGCGGUAGGAUAGUCGAGCUGGCCAUGCCUAAAGGACAGUGAGAUGUAUCUGCAGGCUACUGGUAAUGUUAAUAUGUUUUGGGGUGUUUUGAAUGUGAACCUUUUUGUUUAAGAUAAAAAAAAAAAAAAAAGAAAUGACUGUGAUAUAACGAGCUGUAAUUUUAUUUCAAAUGGCUUUCAGAUAAAUGAUUGAAACGGAUUCAUGACUCCAUGCCUGUAUUUGCUGCUACCCUAGUACGUAACAAAAAUUGGGGGCUCGUCCGGGAUAUUUACCAUUUUUACGAGUCAUUUGCAUUAAGUUAGCAUUUAUUAAAUCCAAGUGAUUGUUUUUUUUCCCUCUCGUAAUUAUGGCAGCAGCAGUAAAAGAGUUUUUGGAAUUACCUACUGUUAAGGGUCUGCAGCAAUUGAGAAAAACAGAUUUAUUGGAAGUUGCUAAGAUGCUAAAAUUAGCUGGUUUGAAUGUAAGUUACGGAAAAGAAACGAUUGUAAAAGUGAUAGCACAACAUUACAUUUAUAUUUACAUUUGCGGCAUUUAGCAGACGCCCUU